CCCUGGGCCGGACCUCCCUCACCGGAAAACUUCCAAGAAUUCCAACAAAAAUGGCGUCAUCCGCCGCCGCCGCCGCCGCCGAGGUGCUAAUCUCGCCGGAAAAUAAGGGAAACGAAAGGCCAAAGGAACCGUGGAACGGAGAGCUGGCAAAAAGCAUCGUUUAUGGCGGUCUGGACGCCAUUGUUACUUGUUUCUCUCUCAUUGCUUCAAUCUCCGCUAGCCGCCACUCCGCUGUGGAUGUGCUGGUGCUUGGAUUUGCGAACUUAAUAGCGGAUGGAAUAUCGAUGGGGUUUGGGGAUUUCGUGUCCACCGCCACCGGCAGGGACGUCGCCGCCGAGCGGAGGGCGGCGGCGGAGUGGGACGUCGACAACCGCCGUGCCCAGCAGCAGCAGCUCCUCCUCCGCCACUAUCAGACCCUCGGCAUGGACUUUAACGAUGCCUCUACAGUGGUGAACAUAAUAGCGAAGUACAAACACAUCCUGGUGGAGGAGAAGAUGGCGGCGGAGAAUGGCAUGGCGGCGCCACCGGAGGAGAGCAAAGAGCGGCCGUGGAAGAACGGCAUUGUGACAUUCGGAUCCUUCCUUGCGUUCGGCUGCGUCCCGCUACUCUCCUUCAUCGUCCUCAUCCCGUUCACCGAUAACGAGUCCAUCAAGUUCGGCGGAGCUUGCCUCCUGGCUGCGCUUGCUCUCGUGCUUCUCGGGAUUGCAAGAGCGAAGAUUGCAGCCGGGAACUAUGGCUUCUCCGUAGCCGUAACGGUGCUGAACGGCGCCGUUGCCGCGGGGGCGGCAUAUGCUCUCGGCUGGGUUUUGAGGAAUGUGGCCGGUGUUGAAGACGAGACGUAGGCUGUGCCAUAGGUUUUGUACGUAUGGAUAUAUAUAUAUAACUUCACAAUGCAUGUGGGGAAAUAUUUUGGCUCUUUGAGUUUCCUUUUUGCAGAUAUAAAAAAUGGCUUAAAACUUGUUAAAUAUUUGAUUUAUUAGUAGUUCUAAUGGUUGGAUAAUGUAGUGUCAA
This is a messenger RNA of Momordica charantia (bitter melon), 1011 nucleotides long. RefSeq lists its product as uncharacterized. NCBI's taxonomy places the organism in Eukaryota, Viridiplantae, Streptophyta, Magnoliopsida, Cucurbitales, Cucurbitaceae. The record is from RefSeq and is a predicted model, not a curated record. Gene Ontology annotation, molecular function: manganese ion transmembrane transporter activity. Gene Ontology annotation, biological process: intracellular manganese ion homeostasis.